This is a messenger RNA of Purpureocillium takamizusanense, 1521 nucleotides long. RefSeq lists its product as uncharacterized. Gene Ontology annotation, biological process: proteolysis. Gene Ontology annotation, cellular component: fungal-type vacuole. The transcript has 2 exons. Lineage: Eukaryota; Fungi; Ascomycota; Sordariomycetes; Hypocreales; Ophiocordycipitaceae. The record is from RefSeq and is a predicted model, not a curated record. The coding region runs from base 1 to 1521 and encodes 506 amino acids. Gene Ontology annotation, molecular function: serine-type carboxypeptidase activity.
AUGCUCGUAUCAGUUGCGCUUGUGCUUGCAAACUGUCUACUCCAGACAGCGUCCGCAAGGCUCCUGGGUCCGCAAGGCGUGCCUCCUCAGCCGGGACACGUGAGACACGGCGCAAUCUCCGUCGAGUCAGAUCCCGUACUUGAGAUUCGCGACUCGGACGGCUUCAUCCCGUUCAAGGCGGGCCAGUACACGACGAAGCGGCAGAAUGACACGCUGUGCAACACCGACGGCGGCCGGCAAUCGACCGGCACGGUGGACGUGACCGACCACCGACGCCUCUUCUACUGGUUCCUCGAGAGCAGAGGUGACCCCAAGAAGGACCCGGUCGUUGUGUGGAUCAACGGCGGCCCGGGAGAGUCGUCCAUGUACGGCGCCCUCACGGAGAUGGGCGCCUGCACGCUCGUGCCGGGCACGAACACGACGGAGCCGAACCCGUGGAGCUGGAGCAACAACGCCUCCGUGCUGUUCCUCGAGCAACCCGCCGGCACGGGCCUAUCCAUGGUCUCAGAUGAGGAACACUUGCCGACCGGCGAUGAAGAUGCGGCUGAGGACUUUCAGACUUUCCUCAACAUCUUCUUCACCGAACUGUUCCCUGAGUGGGCGCACCUACCGAUCCAUUUUGCCGCGGAGUCGUACGGCGGCCAUUACGCGCCGACAUAUGUCAAGCACAUUCUCGAGUCGCGACGGCUCGGCAGCAAGAACGCCUUCCGGGGCAACAUCACGUCCAUGAUCAUCGUGAAUGGCUUGGUCGACCUGCCCGCGACGGCACUGGGCGCAUAUGAACUGCUCUGCGAAAGCGAUCGCGGCAAGGGCAUUGUGAAUGAGACGGCCUGCGACGCCAUGCGCGAGAUUUAUCCGGAAUGUUGGAGGCAGCGUCAGGUCUGCAUAGCAACUGACGAUCCCAUCUUAUGCUACGGUGCGGCGACAUACUGCCAGAAAUGGCAGCCCUUUUACGAUCAAUCAGGCUAUGAUCUUUAUGACAUCCGCCACAAAUGCGCCGACCCUACGUGCGCAGAUCCCGUGCAGGGCAACAUAACGCAGUACCUUCGUCAGCCAGGCACGCUGUCCGCGCUCGGCCUCCCGCCAAGCUUCAUGUUCCUCGACGCGAACUGGGUGCUCGGCGGCAGGUACUGGAGCGCGGGGUACUCUGAAGGCUACUCGUAUUACCGCUCCAUGCUCGCGGACAUUGCGCGCGUGCUCGACGACGACGCCCACAAGACGCAGCAGGCCGACGACGCCAUCAGGCUGUUGGUGCUCAACGGCAACGACGACUUCGUCUGCAACACGCCCGGCAACAAGAUGGCGUACGACGAGGUGCGGUGGAGCGGCCAGGCGGAGUACCGGGCGGCGCGGUGGGCGCCUCUCCCUGCGCACUUCAAGGGCACGGGGGAGUGGAAGGGCACGAGGGACGGGAGGCUGGUGUUUGUCGGGAUUGAUGAGUCGGGCCAUGAGGUGCCGCGCUUUCAACGCGAGGCCAGCUACAAUAUCUUGAUGAGCUGGAUGUCGGGGUGGCGUGAGUGA